AUGGCAGACGCCGGACUCGACAAAGCAGAGAGAGGGCACAUGAGUGUCAAGCUUGCCAUGGGCGAUCCUGCUACCUCUUUUGAGGAAGGUGACGAUGAGAGGCACGGUUCAGAUCUGCCUCGAGGCAGUGCUCCGUCCACCAGCAGCGUGGUAUCCUACGCCUCUUUCAGGAUUUACAUCCAGGACCAGUUAAUGCUUUUUGAGCCUGGGAGACUUUUCUACUCUGUGGCUCCGCGUGGGAUGGAUUCAAAAAUCCACAAGAUGCUGCAGCCUGUUUUUUCGCACAUCCAUCGAGAAGAUCAUUCAGAGCGCUCUGCUUUGCUACACAUAGCGCGGACCGUUCUGAAACGGUGUGGCUCGCAGGCAAGCGAUGAUUGCAGUGGAUGGCUGCGGCUUUAUGUCUCACAUUUUCCGUGUAUUUCCUGCGUGGCAGUGAUAUGCCAGUUCAUUCGCUUCUUCCCGGCGAUUCGUUUGGAGCUGGACUUCGACAACAUGUGGAAGACUCGCUUCGAAGAGAUGGCUGGAGCCAUGCGCUUUGAAAGAGAGGGGGGGCUUGCGGGGGCGCCGCCAAAGUGA
Molecule: messenger RNA, 576 nt
Organism: Durusdinium trenchii
Lineage: Eukaryota; Dinophyceae; Suessiales; Symbiodiniaceae
Source: the annotation of a GenBank genome assembly